AUGAUACCAUGCGUAUUAUUAUACUGUUUCAGUCUCCUCUUCUUAUCCUACAUUAUAAAAGUAUUAAGUUAUUGUGAUGACAUAACCAUUAACCAAAAAAAUGUUAAGUCCAUUGUGUUCAGUAGCGACUGUGAGUACUGUGAUGCUUUGAAAUGGUCAGACCCCGAGUAUGCUGAAAACGGCAUUCCCACAGGGAAUGCGAAUUUGUCCAAGGGGGGUGAAGAUGCGUUUGGUGGUGAUAAGGGGUGGUGCGUACAGGAAGGGGAGCAGAAAAAAUGCAGACAGAAAAUUGAAGUCCAAGUGGGACCCAAAGUAGGGAAGGAGGUCGAAAGCAGGAAGCACAAAAAGACCAAAGAAGACCAUGCACACAGGCAAAGAGUUGGCGACUUGGUUGAGGCAAUCUCUCUGCCGAACGGAAAUGUGGACCAAGUGAUUCAAGAAAACCUCCUACCAAACGAAAAAGCUAACCAAUGGAUUCUGGCAAUCCCUCUACUCAGUGAACAAGUGUACCAAAUAGUCCAACCAUACGUCCUAACCGUUGCCGUAUCUACUCGAAAGCGGGUGGCAGACCGCAUACUCUCGCACAUAGAUAACGAGACAGUCCCAUCAACUAGUGCAUCAACCGAUGUAGACUAUUGGACAGCUCAUUCCGAAAGCUCUCAUGGAAAAAUGACAACAGCUAAUAAAAGGUCUUCAGGAAAGGAUGUAGCCAACCAACGGGUGAACAAGAAUUAUAUAACCACUCCACCAGGUGCAAGUGGCGCAAAAGAAGAUGCAAAUGAAGACGCAGAUGACGAAAUGGAUGAAGAAACAAAAGGGGACACAACACAGGAGACACACACCCAUAACUACGAAAACGGAAAACAGGAGACCCAGGAGGAACAAAAAUGGAGCGAAAAAAAAGAAAAGACUAAAAGGGGUUGGUUCAGUACCUACUGGAAUUACGGUUCAAGAAAAAGUAAACCAAGCGAACCAGAAAAUGUUGACAAAAAAGAAAAAAACAAAAAAUCAAAUUCAUUUCCAGUAACGAAUAAAAGGACUAAUAUAAAAAAAGAUGAAGAUUUUAAGUUACAUGAACAAAAAUGUUUGGUAACGGAAUUUCCUAACAGAGAUUUAGAUGUGUGUGAAAAUAAAAACGUAGAAAAUGAAACAUCAUUGGACAAAGAGGGAACGGUACAACAGAUAGACGGAAAUUAUCAAACGAUCCAACCCACUGAUUACGACAAAAGACAAAAGGAAAUAAAAGACGAAGAAAGAAUUGUACCAAGAGGAAGCUUUGGUUCUCGUACGAGCUUAGACAAUUAUUAUCCCGUAGGAGAAGGUAUAAAUAAUACACAAGAACAUUUGGGGGGAGGCGAUGCAGAAGCAGGAACACAUUUAGACAUCUUGAGUGCGCAGGUCUUGCGAGAAGGGGAAGCAGUGGAACCUUCCACUUCGCUACAGGGGAGUAAUGAAAACCUAGUGUCAAUAAUAGGAUCAAACAAUAUGAUAUUCGGAAGGGUGGAUGAAGGGAAAAACACAGUCGCAAAGUCGAAGAAGAGGAGGAAGUGGAAGAGGAGAAGAGGAGAAGUGAACGUAGAGCAUGACGAAAUGAAAAAGGAAAAUUUGGGCACUCAACAUGAUAGCAGCACCAACAUUUACGACGCACAGAACAAACAGGUGGAAGACGUACAUUUGGAAGAUAAACUUUACGACGACUACGAUGAUUAUGAUGAUGACGACGACGACUAUGAGGAGGUAGAACAAGUCGAUGAGGGAGAAGAAGAGGAAGAGGAGGAGGAGCAAGUAGGCGAUAUCGAUGAUGUAAUAAAUCAGUACAUGGACGAAGUGGAGCAAAUGCAAGUAUCUUUGGGGCUUUCAGAAAAAGACGAUUUUAGUGAAAUGGACGAUGUGACUACUUCUCCCUUUAAAGGCUCUAAGUCUGACACCUGGGAAACGGAUAGUUACUUAAGUGCGCAAUCGAGUUUAAGUGAUAGCGACGACGAUAUGAAGGAAGAAAAAGAAGAAUUUGGGAAGAGAGACCGAUUCUUAUACAAAUCGACGAAUGUAAAUGUGUACGAAAGGUAUAAAAGGGACCUGAAGUUGUACAGGGAGAUGUUGAAAGAUGAUGAGCUAGAUGAAUUUUACAAGGAAAUAAUAAGAAAUAGGGAAUUAAUAGAUAUAAAUUACAAAAAUGAAUAUGCUUUAAAAAUGAAGUACCAUAAAGGGUAUGAUUUUUCAUUACACAAUUUACAUAUUGUAAAUGAACAACAGGCAAGUGAGAAAUUUUAUUCGAAUUUUGUAGAAACCAGUGAUGAGGAAGACCAUGCGACAUUUCAAGAUGUUAAUUAUUUUGCUGAUUUGUCUAAAAUAGAUAUAGAUCCUAUCAUGUUUAAAGAAUUUUACAUAAGAUCUAGUAUGUGUAAUGGGGAAUACUUACCUUUGAAGGGUACGCUGGUGGAAAAUAUAUGUUUCUUAGCACACCAUUUAAAAAAAGAACCUUCUGUUAAUAAAAUCCCAAUUAAGGCCAAAAAAUCAGUUUUGUAUCGUCUGUUUUUUCAUAUAGUUAAAAAGUUUAAUAAGUUACCCAUAAAACAGUGCAUUCAGAAUGUAGAAGAAUUAAAAUUGCUGGAUAUUCUUUUUCUGCUAAAUGAAGAAAUUGUAAAGGAAUCGAAAAAUGAACUUAACAUUGGGAAAUGUUUAAAUAAUUUAAUGGCUCGAAAUCAUGAGUGGUAUGAUUUAAUCAAGUUCAUCUGUAUGAUUAUGUUAGCUUAUACAACGUACAUGAAGGAACAUUAUUUCUUAACGGACCAAGAAAGAGAAGAAUUCAUAUCUACUGAUCAUGUUGUAGAUUUACCUAUAUUUGAAUAUCUGAAUUCAAACGUCGUUGACAUUUUUGUCCCCACCAAUAUGCAAACACAAAUUGAUAUCGACCUGCUGAAAGACAUUACAAAUGCGCCUGAAGAUAAGAAGAAAAUAUUUCAAACUUGGUAUGUAUGUUAUUUAUUUACCCAUAAAGUAUAUUUAAUAAAUAAAAUGUGGAAUGUGAUAAAAAAAUGGGAAGCAUCUAAAUUUAUUCCCAACCCGUGGUAUAUAGAUCACGUAGGAAGUGCCUUAGUUCCUGAGGUAAUAAAUUUACAUCAUCUCGAGGAAGAUAAGUAUGCAUUUUUUAGGUACAUUGAUUCUCUUCAAUUAUUUGUAUCCUUCAAGAGAAGCAAAAAAUACCCCUUACCAAAUUAUGACAAAAACAAUUUCCACUUGGUAGAAAAUGUUGUAGCUUUUCAAGGAACAGCUAGCCCAUUUAUGUGGAUGAUCAAUGUGAUACACGAAUUAAGUUCGUACCCUUUUUUGACUAAGGGGAAAUUGCACAAGGCUUAUUUAUUCUUAUUCAAACGAAUAGUGAGGCCAUACUUGCGUGUGUUGAAGAAAAACAUUUUAAAGGAAAUAAAAGAUGACAAGUCCAAGUAUACCAAAGAGAAUCCAUAUGUCAUUAUAUUCACUGGUCACUCCUUUGGUGCAGCUAUGGCUCAUUUGAGCUCCUUUUAUUUAGCCAAAAUUUUGAACGUUAAAAAUAAUCCCAAAGUGAAGGUGGUCUCCGUGACUUAUGGAAUGCCCAUGUUUUAUGAUGAUCAGUUUUCAGAAGACUUUCGAAACAGUGGUGUCAUUAGUAACAACAUCAGUAUUGAUUAUGACCCCAUCCCAUACAUUAUGGCAUUUCCUGGAAUUAAGGAUUUUAAGGACCCGGAAGAAGAAAAAAAAUCAUCUAUCGUUUUUAAGGUUGAUGAUUUGAAGACGUUAAAUCAUGAUUUUGGUGAAAAUAUUUUCAACGGAAAUGAACUGUUUCAUCAGGAAAGGAAUCAAUCUCGUUCUUUGAUACACCUCCUUACAAGAUAUAUUUUUAAUAAUGUGUUUAUCGAGUUGGGAGAAUUACAUUUUUCACAAACUCACUACUUUUUUUAUUAUGUGUUCUUAACUCUCCUGUCCGGAUGGGCCAAUGAGGCAGAAUGGGGCACUUUCUUCCUGGUCCCGUUUUUCCUCUUUGACAUUAUUAAUUUCACACACAGCGAAAUCAUGACCAAGUCCAAAGAGGUGUACAAAAAGUAUAGAGAAGAGUUAGUGAAAAAAUUGCAGAACAGCCAUAAGCGUAGAACUAACAACAGUAAGAAGUAG
Messenger RNA from Plasmodium fragile, 4149 nucleotides. RefSeq lists its product as uncharacterized. The transcript has a single exon. Gene Ontology annotation, biological process: lipid metabolic process. Bases 1 to 4149 code for a protein of 1382 amino acids. Lineage: Eukaryota; Apicomplexa; Aconoidasida; Haemosporida; Plasmodiidae. The record is from RefSeq and is a predicted model, not a curated record.